AUGCUUCGCUCUUGCUGCCUUCUUCAUGACGUUCUCUGGAGAGUUUGGGAAGCCCUGCUUCUCUCCCAGUCCCUCGUCGUGUUUUGCCCGUGCGUGUCUUUAUUAUCGAAAGUGAUGACUGCCCUCGCUUCGCUUAUCCAUCCUUUAGUUCCCACUCACGACUUCCGUCCCUAUCUCACCGUCUACGACCAGGAUCUCCGCGCCAUCGAGGCCUCGCUCGAGAAGAAACUCCCUGGAGCGCUGCUCGCGGGGACCAACGAUCCGUUUAUCGCUGAAAAACUGGGCAGGUUCGUGGAUAUUUUGCUGAUCCCCGCGCCGCAAUCCGAUGAGCGCAUCGUUCUCCGAAGCGUCAUCGAGGCGUUUCCGGGCGUUUCGGGGCUGAAGAAGCUGCUGAGCGAUCUGGAGAAGAAGCAGAAAGACCCGUUCUGCGUUUUCCUGCAGCACGGCGAAAGUCGCUACGAGCCCUUCGUGGAGAACUGGACGGAGGACAUCGAGAAGCUCAUUCUGCAGCACCGCUCGUCGCAGACGAAAACGGUGUACACGAAGAACGCGUUCCUUCAUAACCACAUCGGAACGAUCACCAGUAACUUCCUUUCUCCCUUCCACGUUUGCAUCCGCCAAUUCAAGCAAGAAGCGCUCAAAUUUAUCCCACAUCCGUAUCGCACGAUGAAGGAGCAGCUCGUGGGAACGGACGUCUGGCGCGUGGAGGACGCGACGUAUCGCCAUCCGGAAUGGCUCAAAUAUCCGUUUCGCGAAGGCGCAGCGGCCGAUUUGAUGUACCAGUUCGCGCGGUCCGUUCAUGUGGAACGGAUGGUGAACCAGCUGCGAGAGGAAGUGAGUCGAGAGCUGACGGAGAUGGAGGUCGCGUGGAGGAUUACGCUGGGGAGAGAGCAAUUGAUGCGAUUGCUGCCAAGUGAUGAGCAGGAACGAACCGUGAUCUAUAAGAGGAUUCUGUGUAUGAUCGAGGCGGAGAAGAAAAAUGGGAAAGAUCAUGCUUCAUGUACUUCCAAGCGUUUGAUUAGCAAGAUGGAAGAUCAUGCAAAAUGGAUAUUGGAAUCGAUUAGCAGAUGUGCUUGUUUGUGCAAAUCAAAAAUUUGUUAA
Messenger RNA from Blastocystis hominis, 1101 nucleotides. RefSeq lists its product as hypothetical. The transcript is spliced from 3 exons. Gene Ontology annotation, molecular function: guanyl-nucleotide exchange factor activity. Lineage: Eukaryota; Bigyra; Opalinata; Blastocystidae. The coding region runs from base 1 to 1101 and encodes 366 amino acids. The record is from RefSeq and is a predicted model, not a curated record. Gene Ontology annotation, cellular component: recycling endosome.